GAACAUGCAUGCGCUUGAAUCAUGUCCUUUUGUAAAUAUAUUUAUUGAUGUUGUCAAUGUUGAUUAAUGUUCAUUAUUAUUAAUAAUAUUAAAGUUAUGUACAAAAUGAUAAUUAAAAUGGAGGAGCAGAGUAUUUUAACAUCAAAGUCAUAUCAACGUGCUAAAACAAACUUGAAAGAUAAAUUAAAAUCAUUAUUUUUGGACCAUUAUCCGCAUUAUUUAAUACCUGGAUAUAAUUUACAUAGCAAUUUUUCUAUGGAUGAUACUGAUUUAGAAAAUGUUAUAGAACAAUAUCAAGAAUAUCCUUAUUAUUGUGAUUUACCAAAACCUUUAUUGCCACCUGCUAAAGUGCCUCGAAAUGUGUUGAAUGAAGAAGAUCCAACAUUAGAAUUAGUGACUGUUAAGAAUUAUCUGAACAGUGAUAAAGAAAGAAUGAAGGAUUAUUAUUUAAAACACGAAAAAGAGCUAGAAUUAAUACAUAAAAAGAAUGUAAGGUGGAAUCGCACCAAAAAUACAAUUAUUGCUAAAGUGCCUAAAUAUGUAGCGGACAUAGCACAAAUCAUUGAUAAAGAUCCAGAUCCUUAUUUUGAGGGAUAUGUACUCCUGUUGAUAAUAUAGAAGAAUUCUUAUGGAAACCACAGUUUGAAAAGGCUGCAAAAUGUGAACUUAAUGGUUCAUUAUAUGAAUUAAAACAUAGUAGAUAUAAACAACAUUGUACUUUUUAUAAAUUAUCUGAAUAUGAUAAUAAAUAUAAUCUUACUGAAAUACAUACACAAACAUCAAAAAUACCUUACAUUGGUGCAGAUUUAAAUUCUAUUAAUACAAAUCAAUGUUGUUUGGUAAAUGUUGAAAGAUAUGUAACAUUGUGGGAUAUAGUUAAAAUGAAACCAAUAAGUUGUAAUACCAUAAUGCAAAAUACUGUGUUAGAUGAUUCAUGGAGCAGUAUAAAAUUUCAAUCUACAGAUCCUAAUAUUCUUUUAUUUGUAGAUAGAUGUUGUCUUCAUUAUCUUGACAUUCGGAUUCCACUUAAUCAACCAGUAUUAACAAUGUGUCCAAAAUCUUAUUUGGAAAAGUGUGAACAUCUUUCAAUAGAUGUUGCUAGUAGAAAUAAUUUUUGUAGAUAUGUAGGAACUUAUCAUAGUAUUUUAAUGUGUGAUAAUCGUUCACCACAGCAAUGCGUUCAACAGAAGUGGACUCAUCAAUUUAAAAGUCCGCCACUUAUGAAUUCUGUAAUAGAUAGAGACGAUAAAGAAUUUGUUGUUUUAACUAGUCAAAUUGCUAGUGAAACUACAAUUAUUGUAAAUACCUGGACAAGCAGUGAAAUUUCAUAUUCAUACAAUUUUCCAUAUACUCCUCCUCAUAUUAAAGAAACAUUAAACGAAUCUCAAAUGCAAGGAAUGUGCUUAAAUCCAUAUUUGAGAGAUAGAUUUGAACUAUCUAAUAUUGGUUCAUUUCUUAUAAAAGAUAAUGCCCAAAAUAUAUUUUUAUUUCUUCAAAAUUCUAUUGGUGACAUAUACUAUCAAUGUUUAACACAUGAUACUGCAUUAGAUAAAUAUUCACCUAUCAAUGGAAAAUCAUUUCAUAUAUUGAAUGCUUGGCAAAAUGCGAUACCUAUGGAAACAGAUGUUAUAGUACCUCUUGCAAUGUCUAGCAAGUCAAAUAUGCAAUAUCUUCUUGAAAAUUUUACAAAUAAAAAAUUACGAUUAAAGUAUAAUGAACAUAAUUCAGAAUGUUUUGAACCGAGCUGGAAGCAGUCUCUCGAAAGACUGAAUACUUAUACGGACAUAUUAGCUCCUGAACUUUUAGCUGUGUGGGAUAUGUGUGAAGAAGUUCCAUUAUCUUCAACAGUACCUCACCAGAAAGUUUUAAACUGGUUAGAAUCUGCAGAUUCAAAAACAUUAAAUUUAUCACAAGAAGAAAUAGAGAAUACAUCAACACCAAUUAAUACGCAAGAACUAGUAAGUGUAUCUCAACAAAUGGAUGUAAUUUAUUUGGAUGACAGUAAUAUAUUUCAAGAUCUCUUACCAAAAGUAAAAAAAGUACGAAAAAGACGAGAAGUGUAAAGUAUAUUUUUUAAAAAUAUUUAUUUAUGUAAUUACAAUAUAUAUAGAUUAUUUUUUAUAAUAAAAUAAAACAAAAUAUUUCGAUAUAUUAAUUACUUAUUUAUUUAUAGCAAAAAUUAUAUAAUAACAGUUACAUAAAG
Molecule: messenger RNA, 2203 nt
Organism: Heterotrigona itama
Lineage: Eukaryota; Metazoa; Arthropoda; Insecta; Hymenoptera; Apidae
Source: the annotation of a GenBank genome assembly